AUGGGUUUGACACGGUUUUUCUUUGAGCUGCAACCCAAGAGCCAAAGUCGUAGGUCAAAAAUGCUGAUUGAUAUACCUGGCUACACUGACGCGAUACCUCCAGCAAAGAGUCGAAACAUCGUGCGAACUCCCGUGGACUUCAGCUUCGAAACCUCAAAUGGAUCCUCCACAGCUCUUGAGGCGAGUUCUCGAGACACAAAAUACCGAAAUUUGAAGAUCAUGGGGGCAACCUCGCAAAGUACGGUCGAGACUGCUAAAACGACGCCCAAAGCCGCCAAUGUCCUGAAACCCCUCAUGUCCGUGGAAAUCCUCAAAUUUGCAUUGGAUUGCAUCAUAAUUUUCGAUGUACAUACUAGGAUUGGCGAGAACCGGCGCCGGUGCGUGGCCUCUAAUGUGAAGAAUAAAUCUCGAUGCGGCCACAAAACCAUCCAGAUAUCCUCAAGUGGCGUCAGCGAAAACAUAGAAGCUAUUUCGAAGUACAUCGCCAGGUUCGACUAUGUGUCUGUUGCGACACAUAUCAGAAAGCUGCUUGCACAAGUGGUGUGUACUCAACACCGGAACUUGGCAGAGUCUUCCACAAACAUCAAAUGGAAUAGAUGGAACAGACCAAGCAUGCAUGUGCUGCUCGACCUGACAUAUGCCCUUCAAAGAGUAUCGGCCGAUAAUCUGCAGACCCUCCACGAGUGGUUGAGAGUCAUUACGAAGUGCGACCUGCCUCUACUUGCACCAGCCUCCUCAACCAGCAAGGCGUCUACAGUGUCGUUCACAACGAACCAUACCAAACCCAAGGUUAGCACCGCUACACCCAAUUUUUCUUCAAAGUUUAAAUCCUUCCAAGCAGAACCAAGCAGUGACCUCAAGAUAGCCAAAGCUCUACGGUCCAAGAUAGAGAAGCCACUCAAAAAGUCCGACAAAGAGGACGGUUUCAUGUACAUCUUUUGGGACAAGAAAAUCUUCGGCAUGGUCAAAGUGGGUCGGACUAACGAUCUCGAGCGGCGACUGAAAGAGUGGAAUCGCCAGUGCAAAACCACACACUACUACCACCAAUCUUCACGCGACGGCAAGCUCCUCAAAGUUCCGCACGUCCGCCGUAUCGAGGCACUCAUGCACAUAGAACUGGUUAACUACCGCAAGAAGCGCGCAUGUGAAGGGUGCAGCAAGACGCACAUCGAGUGGUUUGAGAUCAGCGAGGCGAAAGUCCUACAGGUUUUCCAAAAGUGGCGGGAUUGGAUCGUCCAAGAGCCGUAUGCAGUGGACGGCGAAGGAAAAUGGACGGUUAGGUCGGAUAUGCUCGACUCGCUGCCUGAGGUUUGCGAGCCGGUGGUUUUCUUGGACACCCGUCUGGAGAAGCCACAGCCUUGCCGUGGAGACAAGAAGCGACAGACGAUGCCGCGAUCUCUGGGGAAAUGGAGAAAAUACGCUGUCAAUUCCUGA
Molecule: messenger RNA, 1434 nt
Organism: Ascochyta rabiei
Lineage: Eukaryota; Fungi; Ascomycota; Dothideomycetes; Pleosporales; Didymellaceae
Exons: 1
Coding region: 1-1434 (477 amino acids)
Source: RefSeq, a predicted model, not a curated record